AUGGCAACAUGGUCAGAUCUUCCCUCCCAGAUCCAGAACGAAGCUGUGCUGUUGUUGGAGGGAGGAGUAGGUGUGGAUUUCCCGUUGAAAGCUUGUGUGGGCAACUGGGGCGCGCGCCUUCUGAUGGUUCACGCAUUCCAAAAAUGCAAAGUGAAAGAAGCCGUGGAACCUGAAGAAGGUGACGCCAGAAUCAAUGCUUCAGCUGAGGGAAGAUACGUUUUACUCCGUGUGUUCUUCAUUUGCGACAAAGAAGUCUUGGCGCAGGACGAGCAGGUGGCCGUUUCUGCUGAAGUUCACGCUCUCACCAACGAGGUGAGCACAUCACCUUUGUGCACAGCUGUGCGAAUGGGCUUUGACACUCACCUGUCCAGCAAUGAGGACAACGAAUUUGCCGGUGCUAAAGCUUUGCCAGAGUUGACUUCCUUGACAAAUCAUCUAACAUCUUUCUGA
Messenger RNA from Radiomyces spectabilis, 450 nucleotides. RefSeq lists its product as uncharacterized. Bases 1 to 450 code for a protein of 149 amino acids. NCBI's taxonomy places the organism in Eukaryota, Fungi, Mucoromycota, Mucoromycetes, Mucorales, Radiomycetaceae. The record is from RefSeq and is a predicted model, not a curated record. The transcript has 5 exons.